Molecule: messenger RNA, 4155 nt
Organism: Phoenix dactylifera (date palm)
Lineage: Eukaryota; Viridiplantae; Streptophyta; Magnoliopsida; Arecales; Arecaceae
Product: protein FAR1-RELATED SEQUENCE 5-like
Biological process (GO): regulation of DNA-templated transcription
Molecular function (GO): zinc ion binding
Source: RefSeq, a predicted model, not a curated record
UCCUCUUUCCUCUAGGGCACGGGAGUCCUCUCAUCUCCGCCUCCGCCCGCCGCGCCCGUCCGCCUCCGCCGCCUGCCGCCCCCGUCCGCCUCCGCCGCCCGCCGGCCACAGGACGGCCUCCGAUUCUCUUCAAGGCCGCCAGCCUAAUGGAUCAAUUUCUUGCUGCUGUGAGGGAAGUGAUGUCUUCUGCUAAGACCAGACUUUGCCAGAAUUAUGUUAUACAGUUUUGGUUUCGUUAAGUUCAAAAAUAUUGUUAUUGAUCUCCAGAUUCAUGGAGAAUGCUCGGACAGAAGGCGAUGAUUUGAUGGAAGACUAUGUGGAGUGCCUUAUGUCAUUGGAUACCAAUGCUCGCCCUGGUGAGAGUGAUAACCCAAUACUUCCAGCCCCUGCUGAAGAACCCACAAGCAUUCCUGUUAGAACAACAGAGCAGUCUCCAACAAAAGAGUCUGCUCCAGUUGGCACAGAGGAGCCUAAUGAACCAAACUUGGGUAUGGAGUUUGAAUCUGAUGAAGCUGCAAAGACUUUCUACAAUGAUUAUGCCAGGCGUUUGGGCUUCCCUUUCCGAGUUGGCAGGUCACGGCGUUCUAAAGGUGUGGAGGAGGUGCUGAUUAUGAAGAGAUUCGUGUGCUCGAAAGAGGGAAUAUAUCGGAAGAAGCCUUCCAGUGAGGGCAUAAGGAAACGUGAGCGGAUAUCGAUGAGAGAAGGUUGCAAGGCAAUGAUGGAGGUCAUUAGGGAUUCCGACAGAUGGGUGGUUUCUAAACUUGAGAAGGCUCACAAUCAUCACCUUGGGACUUGUAGUAGAGUGGGCUAUCUUCGAGCAAGAGGCUUUAUCGAGACAUCCGAGAAGGCAAGCAUAGUGGCAUCAGAUGCAAUGACACUUCUACGGCAGAAUGCCUUUGGGGAAGGAGGAGAUGCUCAAGGUCUCCUAGAUUAUUUUAAGAGGAUGCAGGCUGAGAACCCAGCAUUCUUUUAUGCCAUACAAGUUGACAACAAUAGCUGUGUGACCAAUGCUUUCUGGGCAGAUGCUAAGGCUAGAAGUGCAUACAGUUAUUUUGGUGAUGCUGUUACAUUUGACACAACAUAUAAGAAGAAUAAGUACAUGAUGCCCUUUGUAACUUUCUUGGGAGUCAACCAUCACCUGCAGCCUGUUAUCUUUGGGUGUGCAUUGCUCAUUGAUGAGACUGAAUUCUCAUUUAUUUGGUUGUUUGAGACAUGGCUUGCGGCUAUGGGUGGGCGCCCUCCAGUUUCUUUAGUUACUGAUCAAAAUAGGGCUAUGACAGCGGCAAUUGCAAAGGUGUUUCCAAACACCUGCCAUCGAUUUUGCAAGUGGCUCAUCUUGAGUAGAAGCAAACAGAAGUUAGCUCAUGUAUAUUCAGCACAUCCGUUGUUGAGAGGGGAGCUGGAAAAAUGUGUCAUUGAAUCUGAAACUGUUCGAGCUUUUGAAACAACUUGGGUGUCGAUCAUUGAUAAAUAUGAUCUGAGGAAGAAUACAUGGCUUCAAGCAUUAUUUAACAUCCGCGAAAGAUGGAUUCCUUUGUAUCUAAAGGGCACAUUCUUUGCAGAACUUUCUCCAACACAGAAGUUAGAGACUAUGAAUGAUUUUUAUAAGAAGUACUUUAAUACCAAGACCUCAUUAAAAGUUUUUCUCGCACAAUUUGAAUUAGCCAUGGCAAGUCGGUAUGAGGAUGAAGCCCAAGAAGACUCUGAUACACUGUGUACCAAACCUGUUUUGAAGACCGCAUCACCGAUUGAAAAACAAGCAGCAGCUAUUUACACGAGAGCAGUGUUUAAUAAAUUCCAGGAGGAAUUUGUUGAGUCUUUAGGUUAUAAUGUUUACAGAAUAAAGGAUGGUACAGUUAGCAAAUUUAGUGUGGCUAGAGAUGAGGAUUCUCUUGAGACAUUUGUUGUCACAUACAAUUCUGCGAAAAAUACGGCAACUUGUACUUGCAAAAACUUUGAGUUUUCAGGCAUUUUAUGUCGACACAUUUUGGGAGUCUUCCUAAUGGUCGAUUUACGUAUGCUUCCGGAAGAGUACUUUUUGAAACGAUGGACAAGACAUGCCAAAAGUUCUCCUAUAUUGGAUGAAUGCAGUGUUGAGCUUCAGAACAGUAGUCAUGAAUCCAUUACAUCACGAUAUAAUGAUCUUUGUCGUGAUGCCAUAAAAUGCGCAGAGAAAGGAGCAACAUCUAUUGAGAUAUACAAAUCAGCAAAGAAUGUGUUACAGAAGGCUUUUGCUGAGAUUGUUGCUUUCGAAAAAAAUACUGGUAGAGGUGCACAGCGAGAUGCAAUCAAUAUUAAUGAAGAAAUUACAAUAGAUGAUGCAAUGAAUGAUCAAGCCCUACAAGAUUCUGAAAGAAAGGUGACUAAUUUACUUGGCCAGUUACUUGGCUCCUCUUGGUCGCCAGUCUGAAAUAUUUUGCAGUUCCCUCAUCCUCCGGUUGGUAAAUUAUUUGGAUCACUUCAGCAUUUGUUUAGUGUAUCUAAUGACCUGUCCAUUCCUGUCUCAGCAGAGGAAGCAGCACAUGAAGCUGCUAAAUGGAAUAUCUGGUUCUGUUGGCAAGCCAAAGCCGAGUAUUCUGGUGACACUAGAUAAUUUCCAAGGAUUUGAGCAACUUGGUUCGCAAAACACGAGAUGUUGUCGAAAUUGUGAUGAUGGUGUUGUUAAAUGCAGGUCCAUAUAACUUAGAGAAUUUAUAUAAACACAAGUUCAUUAUGUUUUUGCCUCAUUGAAUGUUACCAAUAUAAGAAAGCCUUUCACUAUUUGAAAAAAAAAAUUCUUAAAAAUCUUUGGCCUCCUGAUCUAAAUGCAGUGGAUGCAGGCUGUGCCAAAGGAUUGAUUCCAUAUUAAUGAUGAUGUUUUUGCAGUCGCACAGCCUAGGUUUUUGGGUUUUUGAGAUGGAUAUAAUAUGCGGGAGUUUCUGUAAAUGAGGUAUGCUGGUGGACCCUUUUUUUGCUCCAUACUGUAGUCAUGAAGAAGAAGGUCAAGCAGACAUGAUUUAGAUCGCCUAAUUGAUACCUACCAAAACAUGUACUCUGUUCUUAAGUGUUGGUUAAAUUAGUAGUCUCUAACAUAGCCUACAUCUUGUUUAGAGGCAAAUUCUUUAGGAAUUGUAACUUUGUCCUUGGUAAAGAAGAUGAGGAGAGCAUUUGGCGAGAGGCAGAGGAGAAUGAAGUAUUGGUUCAGAGAAAUGAAAAUGAACCGUCUUCAGAGGUAUCAAUUUUAUUACAAGCUCUUAUUCAGCCAAUCACCUUAAUAACAUAUUUUAUUACAAGCUCAUAUACAUGAAUGUUUCAAGUGAACAGAUUCAUGCUUUAGGAGACUAGAUUACAUAUGAUCUCUUGUUUGUCUUUACAAUAACAAGAACCAAACUCUGUUUAGAGGUAAAAACAAAAUUUUUCAGUUCGGCAUCAUAAUAAUGGCAGCUGCUUUGAGGAACCCAGAUGGGUGUAUGUAUAUAUAUAUGUAUAUGAUAUAAACACACUGUAUAACAUGUGCAAGCUCCAGAGCCCUCCCUCCAACCUUCAUCCGAUCAUUGCCAUUCUUUGCGGCAGGUAGAACCCAGCCAUAGCGCAAAGUCAUCCAGAAUCAUGCAGGCUGUGUUUACAAAUUGCAAGCAUCCGCCAUGAGUUCAGCAUUUGAAAAUAACAGAGCUCAUCUACAUGCAACUAUCCUUCUUCCUAGACGUUAAGAAGAUCAGGAACGGAAGUCAGAUACAACACCAGAAUACUUGAGCUGCUUCAAUGAAACAAAAUGCAGGAGAGGGGCCAAGACAGCUUCCUGAAUGCCAAAGUGGAUGCCACCGUCUGAUGAGGACUUAAUUGGAUUCAAUGGGCACAUCAGAUUUGUUGCAUGCAGCGUACGGAGCAACUUCUUAAGUCAAUGAUGCGGGUUCUGUGUUGAAGAAAACACCAAAAUAGGAAUUCCUUAGGUUGCCACUGCAGACCGGGAUAUCGAACACAUCCUUGUGGAAUAAUGCUGACCAUAUAUGACCACCGGAAAAGGUAGUGGAAAAUUACAUUGGUCUUGUUGUAGAGUUUUUUUUCUUGUUUUAGUGGCUAUAUUUUGCGGUUCAUUCAUUAAAACAGGUACUAUUUUUUUUUCUUUUUUUUUCUCUACCUUUUGUUUCAAUAAGAAGGUAUUUCGCAGUUCAUUCA